This is a messenger RNA of Passer montanus (Eurasian tree sparrow), 2009 nucleotides long. It is a transcript of the gene DCAF4, whose product is annotated as DDB1 and CUL4 associated factor 4. The record is from RefSeq and is a predicted model, not a curated record. NCBI's taxonomy places the organism in Eukaryota, Metazoa, Chordata, Aves, Passeriformes, Passeridae. Gene Ontology annotation, molecular function: protein binding. The transcript is spliced from 13 exons. Gene Ontology annotation, cellular component: Cul4-RING E3 ubiquitin ligase complex. Bases 291 to 1796 code for a protein of 501 amino acids.
CGGUGAGGGACGGGCGGGCUGGCCCAGGGAGGCGGUGGGGGCCGCUCUGUCAUCACUGUCCUUCUGCCUCCGGGAUUGCGGCUUCAGCGCGACGGGGCGAGCCGCGGAGCUGGUCCGGGACUAGUGGGGAAGUCGACAGGCGUAGGGGAGCGGCUGUGCUGCGGUCUGUCGGCCGGCCUGGUCGUUACAGGUUGAAACUGUUUGAAAAGAGGCCGCAUUAAGAGACUUGUCCCGAGUGCUGAGCCGUUCCAGGGGUGAGAUAUGUGUGUGUGUCUGCUUUAAGAGUAGCGAUGCGGAGAAACUACCGUGGAGGCACGGAGAGGCGUGGAUGGAGCCGUCACAAGCGCAGCCAGCAGCCGCAGCGGCGCGGAGGAGCCCGCCCCAGCAACCGCGCCCAAAGUCUGGAACAAGAAGAGCCACAGACCCCAGUGAAUGCAGGUCCCAGCAGCAAUGAAGAGCCUUCUUCAUCCAGUUCAACGCAGAACUCCGCAGCACCAGAGCUGCCAGGAUUUUAUUAUGACCCAGAAAAGAAUCGCUAUUUUCGCCUGCUGCCUGGACAUAAUAAUCACAACCCACUCACCAAGGACAGCAUUCAGCACAAGGCAAUGGAGUGCAAAAGACUGAGACUCCUAGAAGAGGAAGAAAAACAGAAUCAGAAAACAACAAGGGCUGGACUGAACUCAUCUGUGCUGUUACAGAAAAGGCAGCUGGGUUCCCUCAGCUCCACAAGUUAUUGCAGGCUAGUCCAUGAACUAAAAGUGAACUGCAUGCAGAGGAGGAAGAUAGAAAUUCACAGUCCGGAUUCCUCAGUUGCUGGAACCAACAAUUUUAAAAUCAUUGUGGCAGAUGUUGCUUGUGAACGAAUAUUCACUGUGAACGAUGUAGAGCAUGGAGGAUGUAAAUAUGGUAUCAUCAAUCUCAGCGGUUUGGGGAAGGAGUCUCUCACUGUGGAGAUGUAUGACAACCUCUACUUCACAAACCGCAAAGUGAACUCUGUGUGCUGGGCAUCACUGACUCAUCCAGAUUCUCAUGUUUUGCUGUGUCUCAUGGGAAUUGCAGAAACACCAGGCUGUGCCAGUCUGCUUCCAGCAUCGUUGUUCAGCAGCACUAACCCAGGAGAUCGACCUGGAAUGCUGUGCAGUUUCAAGAUAUCCACUGCCUGGUCCUGCGCUUGGUGCCUGAAUCCCCAAGCAGACAACUGCUUUAGCACAGGCCUGACACGACGAGUGCUUGUGACCAAUGUAGUGACAGGGCAUCGUCAGACAUUUGGAACCAGCAGUGAUGUGCUGGCACAGCAGUUUGCCACUCAGACCCCAGUGCUGUACAACGGCUGCCGUUCAGGUGAAAUUUUCAGCAUUGAUGUGCGCCAACGUAACCGCAAGGGGCAGAGCUGGAAAGCAAUUCGUCUCUUCCAUGGCUCAGCAGUUACAUCUAUUCACCUUAUGGAGGCUGAACAUUAUCUGAUGGCAGCAGAUAUGGCUGGAAAGAUAAAACUGUGGGACCUGAGAACAGCAAAGUGUGUGAAACAGUACAAAGGUCAUCACAAUGAAUAUGCUCUUCUCCCUUUGCAUGUAAAUGAGGAGGAAGGACUUCUUAUAGCAGUUGGUCAGGAUUGCUACACCCGAAUCUGGAGUCUCCAAGAUACUCAUCUGCUUAGAACCAUCCCUUCUCCCCACCCAUCAUCCAAAGAUGCCAUUCCCAGUGUGGUGUUUUCUUCAAGACUUGGGGGUAGCCGAGGAGUUCCUGGCUUACUCAUGGCUGUCAAACAAGAUCUCUACCACUUCUCCUAUAACUGACAUCUUCUCCUUAGACCUGGCCUACAAAGCUGCCAAUAUAUAUGUGACUUUAGAGUCUUUACACCAGUCACCAAGCUGUUGAGUCAUUAUGUGCUGCUGUUGCAUCUGCUUUGCUCAUCUAAUUGUGAGCCUCCUUCAGGAGUUCAGCAAAUCUUGCUGUAUACAUACAUCUCAGACCUCUUGUAAAUAAAAGCUGAACACUGAUUAACUGUA